Messenger RNA from Strongyloides ratti, 1296 nucleotides. RefSeq lists its product as hypothetical. The transcript has 2 exons. The record is from RefSeq and is a predicted model, not a curated record. Bases 1 to 1296 code for a protein of 431 amino acids. NCBI's taxonomy places the organism in Eukaryota, Metazoa, Nematoda, Chromadorea, Rhabditida, Strongyloididae.
AUGGGUUGGUAUUGUUUUCGAUUUUGGUUAAUCUAUCGGUUUGCCUUAGCAAUCCUAGCCCAUUUAAAUUUUGGCUUUUCUUUAGAAUUAGAUUGUGUCUAUUUUUGUUUAUGGAAAGCAUAUGAUUUACUAUGGUUUUGGAUGCAUUUUUUGAUUUGUAUAUGUGUACCAGCCUUAAGACCAGAAAAUUACUUAUUAGUUGUUAUCAACUUAAUUUUAAAAAAAUGUACAACAUAUAAAGAUAAAACUUUUAGGUUUAUUUAUAAUGAUUUAUAUAAUUGGAAAAAAUCAAAAGUAGAAUUGGAUUUAGAAAGAAUAUUAACAUUAGAAGAAAAUAAAAGAAAAAAUAAAGAAUAUGAAGUUGAUAGUGAUGAAGAGGAUGAUACAACAAUUCCAAUUAAUGGUAAAGAAUUACCUGUAAAAAGAUUAUAUCCAGACUUACCAGAAAUUGUUGAUAAAACAAAAACUGAUGGUGAUUUAAGUGAUAAAGAAACAGAUAGUAGUGAUGAUUUUGAUAGAGAAAUGGAUGAUGAUUUAGAUGAAAGAAUGCAUGAACAUAAUCAUGAUUCUUUUAAAGAUCAAUCACGACCAAUGUUAUUAAAAAAAACAAAAGAAAUUAAUUCAAAAAAAGAUGAUAAAGAUACAAAAUUUGGAAAUAUUAUGGGAAAAAUACCUUUAAAAAAAAUUAAUCCUUUAAAGUUUGUAAAAAAAGAUGAUAGCCUUAAAUCACCAGUAAGUAUAGAAGAAAAGAGAGAACAAGAAGAGGCUAAAGCACGAUUAAAAAAAGAAAAAGAGGAAAGAAAAGCUUUGAUAAAUGAAAUUAAGGCAAAAAGAAAGGCUGAACUUCAAGUACUUGCUAAGAAAGAAAGAGAUAGAAGAAAUAUUGCAAAUAUUAUUGAACAUAGUCUUAAUGCUUGGAGAAUGAUGGCAUCAUUUGCUAUUCUUGUUGGAAAUAGUAGAAAAACAUUUUUACCUAAUGAAAUAUUAAAUCCAGGACAAUUUGUUAAAGAACAUGAUCCUGAAUUUUUAAUGUUCUUUUCAGCAACACUUUUUCUUGAAAUCUUUCUUUUCUGGAUUCGCAUAUUUUGGACACAUAUACAACAUUGGAAAUUAUGUUGUAGAAUAGGCUUAUGUAAACAUUUAUUAUGGCUUAGUUUUGUAGUUAUUGUAGGAGUAAUUACAAUGUAUAUUCCUAUGCAUUUUGUUCAUGAAGAUUUAGAUGUUACAUGGUGCAAGUUAAAAAAUGAUUCUGAUUAUAAAUGGAUUCAAGAUGUAGUAGAGUAUGAAUUUUUUUAA